This is a messenger RNA of Argiope bruennichi, 2321 nucleotides long. RefSeq lists its product as uncharacterized. The coding region runs from base 124 to 1005 and encodes 293 amino acids. The record is from RefSeq and is a predicted model, not a curated record. Lineage: Eukaryota; Metazoa; Arthropoda; Arachnida; Araneae; Araneidae. The transcript has 11 exons.
CAUAGAAGAAGAAAUUUCUCUCAGCCAAUUUUGAUUAUGAAGAAUAAGUUACUUAUGGAUUGUUUAAAAGAUCAAUUGAUUAGUGUAUAUAAUUAGGAAGAAUUUGACUGUACAUCAAAAACCAUGGCAAUGAAAAAUACGAAAUCCAGUUCUUCUGUUAAACUGGACAAAAGAAAAACCAUGCCCAUCAGAACCAUUCCGAUGCCAGUGAUUUUAAGCAACAGUUGGGAUAUUGCUGAGAAAUAUGACGAUUACCUGCGCAUGCUCAGUAAGGAAUAUCCUUCUACGAUGAAGAAUUUGAGAAACGAAAAACGAUUCAUCCAAGGAAAGAAAAACAUUCUGAAUUCUUUGAUAGAAAAGAUUAAAUUGGACAUUAAAGAUAUGCAGGCGGCAACGCUGCAGUUGGAUGAAUUAUACAAAAAGGAACAAGAUUUCACGACAGAGAAGGAAAAAGAAAUGGCCGCGCUGGACAAUCGUCUUCAAGAAUCUCAAGAAAGAAAAGAUAUGUUACUGUUUUUAAUCGAUAAGUUUUCAGUGGCGAAAACUUUUCUCGAUUCUUUGGCGAAGUUGAAUAAUUUCCCAGAUGUUAUUAACUUAGUUCGGUCCUACCUUAUUCUUGAAGCAUUAAAUGAACAAUUCCUACAACUUGAACUUGAGAGUAUGAUGGCAAUGAAAAAAAUUCAAGAUAUGCACUCGGAAAUGGAAAAUCUACUCAAGGAGCAUCGAUCUAAUGUAAUGGAGCUUGAGAAGCGGUACGAAAAUCUCGUAUGUCAACAACAGAACUCUAAAUCCGCCAACUCCGAGCUUCGGCAGUUAUUAGACAACAAACUGAUCUCGCAAAAGGAUGAAGAUGCGUCUUGGGAACAAAUCAAGAGAUGGGCGAGCGGAAUGUGCAAAAAAAUUUCGAUUUAUAAAGAUACUUCCAUUCAACCAAAGGAUUUCAUUAAACAACUGGACGAGAUAUAUGACUUUAUAGAAGCCUCUAAGAAAAUCUUGAAAAAAUAAUGUGAAUGAUUGAAAACUCCUCAGGCCUAUACUGGACAUAUAUGAACUAUUAUAGGCAUUUUAAAAUAUCAUGAACUUCAUUUUCAGUGAAUCGAAUACAAAGGACACGAAGAUGUCAUGUCUACAAUCUCGUACAUUUUGUUUGACAUUCAGAAUUGCCUGUUCAUUCACAACGGCUUUUAUAGGAAAAUUAUAAGAAUUCAGUGUUCUUUAUCUGUUGCAAUUUCAAGGUCACAGUUUUUUAGGAAAAGUUAUUAGGAUUCAGUGUUUUCUUCAUCUGGUGCUGAAUGCUGGUACUUUUUUCAAUAAUAGAUAGUUAUUCAACAUUCGAAAAAAAGUUUCAUCAUGUUUGUGCGGAAUCUUCGUGUGCAGUAAUUUCUGAUAAAGACUUUUUCUGACACCCAAACAGAAUGCGGAAAUUUCUCACUUGUUUUUCUUCUUUCAAAUCCUUUCGCAUAUAUGAGUAAAACUACAUCAGAAAAUUAUCCUUAUCUAAAAAUAAAUAUAAAAACCUUUUAAUUGUAAUUAAAUUUGUUCUAAGCUGUCAAAGCUUUCAGAUCCAAAUAACCAGAAUCCGUAACCAGUAGAGAGCCAUUAUUUGUCUAUCUAACUAGUAGAAACCUUCUCAAUCAAAUUCCAUUAUUUGUAGAGCCAUUGAUCCAACUCGACAGCAGAAAACUGACUAUACAACUAGAAGAAAACUUUUGAAUUGAUUCCAUAGUUAGUAGAAAAUCAUUAAGUUGACUCAUGAAUUAGUAGUGACGAUGAUAAUAUUCGUAAAUAUUAAAGUGAUAAACUGUAUGAUACCUGAGAAAUAAUUGAAGCUGUUUAAAUUUUUAAAACAUUAUUCGGUUUUUAUGCACUCACUACAAGACAAACAUCAGUUGUUUGAGAGGAUACAGCUUAUCUUUUGGAAGAGAAUGUACCAAAUCCUCUUGCAAAUAAAACUUUUAUUCGUAAUAAAAGAUAGAAUAUUGUGAAACAGUGCAUGCAAAAAGUUGCAGAAGAUACUCACAACACAAUGAGUGUUGAUUGUGAAAGACUAAGUUGCGUACAGCUUCGACAUAAGUCUAAGAAUCAAUGGUGAGGUGCACAUCUGUUUGGAAAUUUGUUACCCACUUCAUAAUAUUGGGUCAAGAAUUGAUGGCGGCUUUGGACCAAUCUACAUCAUUCACCAAAUUGAGUUAGGUAUUCUGUAAUGGAAAUUUUCUUUAUUCAAGACCACGGUGAUUAACAAGAGUUUUAAUUGCCCUAUAUUAGAUAUUUAUCAAAAGGUUUAAUUUGAAUGUUUGUAAAAUAAGAUUUUGGAAGGUCUA